AUGGCUUCUACAGUCAAUGCUAUCAAAAUUCGCCGAAAGAAGAAUGUGAAGAAGGGAAUUCAGUUUUGUUUGAUGGUAUGCGGUGCCAGUGGAACAGGUCGCACCACUUUUGUCAAUACGCUUUGCGGAAAGCAAGUCCUGCAAGGCAAAGAUGCAGACGAUCCAACAAACGCCCAUUUGGAAGAAGGAGUGCGCAUUAAGCCCGUCACAGUUGAACUUGAAUUAGACGAGGAAGGGACUCGCAUUUCGUUGACAAUUGUUGACACUCCCGGGUUUGGUGAUCAAAUUGAUAAUGAGGAAAGUUUCUCUGAAAUUGUCGGCUAUCUAGAACGGCAAUACGACGACAUUUUAGCAGAAGAAUCCAGAAUUAAACGUAACCCUCGAUUCCGCGAUAACCGUGUUCACGCUCUCCUUUACUUUAUCACACCUACCGGCCAUGGCUUGCGAGAGCUCGACAUUGAAUUGAUGAAACGCCUCUCUCCUCGUGUUAACGUCAUUCCUGUCAUUGGCAAGGCUGAUUCGCUCACCCCUGCUGAACUGGCAGAGUCGAAAAAGCUGAUCAUGGAGGACAUUGAGCACUAUCGUAUCCCCAUCUACAACUUCCCGUACGAUGUUGAAGAGGAUGAUGAGGAUACAGUUGAAGAGAAUGCCGAACUUCGAGGACUGAUGCCGUUUGCCAUUGUUGGAUCUGAGGAUGUUCUUGAAAUUAACGGUCGUAAGGUCCGUGCUAGACAGUAUCCAUGGGGUGUAGUUGAAGUUGAGAAUCAACGACACUCGGACUUUUUGGCCAUCCGAAGUGCGCUUUUGCACAGUCAUUUAGCAGACCUUAAAGAGAUCACCCACGAUUUUCUUUAUGAAAACUAUCGUACUGAGAAGCUUAGCAAGAGUGUUGAGGGUGGAGCUGCAGCUAACCAAGAUUCGUCUAUGAACCCCGAGGACUUGGCAUCCCAAUCCGUAAGAUUGAAGGAAGAGCAACUCCGUCGCGAAGAGGAGAAACUCCGCGAGAUCGAAUUGAAAGUACAGCGCGAAAUCAACGAGAAGCGUCAAGAGCUUUUGGCCCGCGAGAGUCAACUGCGGGAGAUCGAAGCCCGUAUGCGCGAGCAGAACCGACAAAUGGAGCAGAAUCCCCAAGAUGGACCCAACGGAGAAGCUGGUCCUUAG
Molecule: messenger RNA, 1161 nt
Organism: Ophidiomyces ophidiicola
Lineage: Eukaryota; Fungi; Ascomycota; Eurotiomycetes; Onygenales; Onygenaceae
Gene: CDC11
Product: Cell division control protein 11
Exons: 6
Coding region: 1-1161 (386 amino acids)
Biological process (GO): cytoskeleton-dependent cytokinesis
Cellular component (GO): cytosol; septin complex; cell division site
Molecular function (GO): molecular adaptor activity; GTP binding; GTPase activity
Source: RefSeq, a predicted model, not a curated record